Exophiala dermatitidis NIH/UT8656 is the source of this 1314-nucleotide messenger RNA. RefSeq lists its product as uncharacterized. Gene Ontology annotation, molecular function: serine-type endopeptidase activity. The record is from RefSeq and is a predicted model, not a curated record. Lineage: Eukaryota; Fungi; Ascomycota; Eurotiomycetes; Chaetothyriales; Herpotrichiellaceae. Gene Ontology annotation, biological process: mitochondrial respiratory chain complex assembly. Gene Ontology annotation, cellular component: membrane; mitochondrial inner membrane peptidase complex. The transcript has a single exon. The coding region runs from base 1 to 1314 and encodes 437 amino acids.
AUGCCUCCCACCUCCAGAGGGCUCAUGUUUUUGCGCUGCAUCCGGCCUGCCUCGCGAACGCCCAUCACACCCUUGCGGCGAGCGACCACAAACAACAGACCUAGCUAUGGCCUUCCUGACAGAAGCCAGGUCGAGGCUCGAAAAGGAGAAAUUGCACAGCAAAGGUUAGACCUGAGUCAGAAACUGGAACAAGAGCCGGAACCGAAGCAGAAGGAACACGACUCGGACCCUGAACAAGACCAGUCGGACAAACAGACAGACGACAGCCGCAAACCGUUUCUCGACUUUAUCUCACCCUCCGCCCGACGGUGGAUAUGGCGCCUCUUCUACAUUGUACCUCCGGUCGCAUUUAUUAUUCUGGAGUUCCCUCUCGAAGUCAUGUGGGUUACUGGCCCGUCCAUGUCACCACUUCUCAAUGUGAACUUAUCACCCGAACUGCCACAGACGUCAGACGCAAUUCUGGUGCAGAAGGUCAUGUUUGAGAACCGGCCCAUGUUCGGCCUCCGGCUCCCGAAGUUCGAAUUGCAAAGAGGCCAAAUCAUUGUAUUUUAUGCACCUCACAACCCCGAGAAGCUGGCGGUGAAACGAGUCAUCGGCGUCCCGGGAGACCGGGUUACGCCCCUUCCAGGAUAUCCGGGAGGCGACGGACCUGUCGUGAUACCCUACAAUCAUAUCUGGGUCGAAGGCGACGCCAAUAAUCGAGACAAGAGUAUCGACUCCAACUGGUACGGGCCGAUCAGUCAGAAUUUGGUCAUAGGAUUCGUCACCAUGGUCCUCAGUCCAUGGUAUGCUCCCACAGUUGUCAACUGGAGAGAACACGAUUAUCCGGCCAAAAAGAGCGGACGAGUGGAGAACGAUGUGGUCCACGACGCAACCGUGGAUCCGGACAAGAAGACCAUGAUCGAAGCCUUCAGCAAUGGUGUGGCGGCAAGGGAGUUGGCCGCAAUCAGAAGGAACAGAAACGAGCUUCCCACGCUCAUGAGAGAUUCGCAGAAAUUCCAGAAGCUUCGGACCAUGUACGCCCAUGCAAAGUUCGAGUUGGAACAGGAUAAUCCCGACUCCAGGGAGAUCGCGCAAGGCCUGGUCAACGAACUAGAGGCUGCGUUUGAGGCGGUCGGGCUCUCGAGGGAGGGUAAGCCGCUUCCACCGGCGUUGAAAGGAAGCAUCGAGCCUUCUGGAGCCGGAGAUGACGGUCAAGUCAGUGACCAGUCGCUGAAGCAAAAGAAGCUCAAGGAGUAUCUUGAAAGACAGAAGAAAGAACCGGCAGAUGUCCGAAAUGACAGUCCUGGGUGCCUCAACUUGGGCGCUGCAUAG